CCAACUGUGCUUUUCGUAGAGCUGCAUAUAAUAGCUUAGUUGUCAUGACAAGCUUGGUUCAGUUGCCAACAGCUUUUUGAUUCGUGAAGACGUGAUACGUGCAGUAGAAUAGGCUUCAAAGAAUAACGGUGCUGUAGCAUAUUUAAUAUUUGAAAUUAACGCUAGUGAUUUUCGUUCAAUUAUCAACCAAGAUGAAACGAGUUAUGCUUUUUGGCAUGAUUUUUGCAGUGUUUUUAGUGGAGGUUAAAUUAGAAGAAAGCCUCUUUGAGCAGGACCUGAGCGAGCAGUUUAAAAUUGAUGCAUCCACUAGAGGACUUCAAAAGGUUAAUCUUCGCUGUGGUGCCGAUUCAAUGCGUAUCGAACUGAAGACGGAGGAGGACUUUGAUGGUGUGAUGUACACGAGAGGCAGUUUUUAUAAACAGACUGAGCCGUGUUUCGUAAAACCAAAACGAGCUGGUAAAUCGUUGGAAAUGAAGUUUAACUUGGAUCAGUGUCAAACCAUCAACGAGGGUGAGGUGUACUCCAAUAUUGUUGUCGUGCAGCAUGACCCCGAUUUAGUGACUCCUGGAGACGCUGCAUUUGCUGUUGAGUGUGACUUCCGCAAACCACGUGGUGUGACUGUCAGUUCACAAUUCCAGGCCAGAGAUAGCGACACACCCACAUCGCGCAUCACUUUGACAAGCCCCGACCCUUCGGCACCCACGCAAGAUCACAACAACCAAAAUUCGGUUUUCAGCGAUACGGAUACGGUUUCGUUCGUGCCGAGUCACUUCUCUAACCAAACCAAAGAACAGCAACACGUCAAGGGCUCGGUAGAAACCGUCGAAAUUUCAUCUAAUAGAAUCACCGAUGAGUUGUGAAUCUUUUUUGCUUUGAAUGAUAAUUCAUGGACUUAAUUGGAAGUGGUUUGAAUUUUCUGUUUUGUUUCAGGCUCUAAUUUUCCUUUUUCCGUAUGUUUCAGGCCUGUAUUGCAGAAAGUUAACGCUACUCCUUCACAUCCUUCUGAGAAAUAAUAAGUCAUCUAUAAAAUCAUUAUUUCGUACUCUAUCAAACGCUGCUGAACUGAUUACUAAUCCUAUUUAAUCUACGUAUUUCAUUUGCAGUAGUCUAUUCCUAGUAUGCUUCCGUAAUACCUAACGGUAUACUAAUCAGAAUUACCAGAGCAUGCCAAUGGUAGCCAAUAGCAUGUAUAGUAUUUUAGAAGUUAGAAGUUGUGGAUAUGGGCCCUACGUGUAUGUCUGAGUAGAAUUCGUCACUGUUAUAAGUGAGAUAAUUAUAGGUAGAAUUUGAUUAGAAUAACAAAUGUGUGAAAUUUUGUGUUGGUAUGAAUGAGAUGUUUGAUCAAAGUUACCAACUGCUGAAAGCCAAUGAAUAAAUCUGAUACCAUUAUUCA
Messenger RNA from Wyeomyia smithii (pitcher-plant mosquito), 1393 nucleotides. RefSeq lists its product as uncharacterized. The coding region runs from base 192 to 860 and encodes 222 amino acids. The record is from RefSeq and is a predicted model, not a curated record. The transcript has 3 exons. NCBI's taxonomy places the organism in Eukaryota, Metazoa, Arthropoda, Insecta, Diptera, Culicidae.